UUAAAAAUGUAGAAGUUAUUUCUCAUUAUAUUUAUGAUUAGAAAUAGGACCGAAGAAAAUAAUUAAGUAAGGCUGCAACUAUUGCUUAGAUAAGAUAAAAUGACUAAAACAUUCCAGAAAUGUAGGCUGUGCUUAAAACUUGGGGAGUUUUGCUCAAUUUUUGAUGAUGAUGGUACCAUGAAAUUGUCAAACAUGGUUAUGGCUUUUGCUGAUGUUCAGAUACAUGAAGGUGAUGGUUUAUCAGACAGAGUGUGCACAAGUUGUGUGGAAAAUUUAAGCACUGCUUAUUUGUUUAAGCUACAAUGUGAAAGAACAAAUACUUUACUUCAUAAAUGUCCUGAAGAACAAAUGGAAAAACGUAUCUCUACAAACUUUGGUGAGUUUUACAAUCAAGAAUUUCACAUCCAUUCUGAUAAUGGAUUAGUUGAAGGAGGAAACAAUCAAAAUAAUGUUGGAGAUUAUAACUUUGAUGCCCACUUGAAGACAAUUGAUGAAAUCAGUGAUGAAACUGACAGUGAUGUGGAUUCAGUUAAGUGUGUGUAUUGUAACCAAUCAUACAACCAUUUUGGAGCGCACACUUGCAAUGUGACUUGUACAAUUGAACGAAAUGAAUUGCAGCAAUCGGGCACUGGUUCCGAGAUUGGAUCAGGCAGUGAUGAGACACUUGUUGCCACUGAUAGCAGUCCACCGUUUACACCUAUCAAAAGUACAAAUUCCAACAAUCAGCCAACACGUGUUAACGUACAAUGUGUGCUCUGUGAAGAGAAAUACGAUAAUUACGAUGAUUAUGUUAUUCAUAUUAACAGAUGUACAACGAAUGUAAAAUUACAGCAUUACGUAUGCCCAUUGUGCCAUGAAAUUCACACAGAAAAGUUGGUUUAUUUGGAACAUUUGAAAGAUGCUCAUUUUAAAGUUGUAAGAUCAAUGUAUGACAGUGGAGAGGACUGUGUAGAUUCUGUUCCAAUAUUAGAAAAAACAAGAAAGCCUAAAGUCGUGCGUCGCCAAAUCGGUUGGUCAAUCGAAGAUAUCUAUCAAGAGAUUGAAUGCAAAAGAGUAGAUGAUAAAGAAACACCGAAAUCCAGUCCAUUUAAAUCUUUUCUUUCAAAAAUAGGGAGCGAAACAUCAAGCAAGCAUAGCACUCCAAAAAAGGUCACAUUCCGUAAUUGGAUUGAAACAAGCAAAGCAAAAACAUCAAACUAUUUUCCAUUUCGUAAAUACAUAGAGAAUUAUAGGCUUAAAAAGAAAUCAAAUAACUAUGCUCCUAUAAACUCUAAAUCAGUCACAAGCACAAUAAGGGCCACAUUUCCUGAAGCAACUUCUGAUAGUGACUAUAAUUCUCCAAGUGGUACUUCUGAAGAUUCAUGGAAAAUGAAACAGAAUUUGAUUUGUGCUUGUGACAAAAAAGUGUUUAUGUUAUCUGAGCUUAUUCAUGAUCGUGACCGGAUUGUUGCGAUGAUCAACGAAUUAGGCGGAGUAGUAGCAGAGAAUACAAAAAUGGAGAUGAUGGCAACACAUUUUAUUUCAAUGUUGCCCAAUGAUACAUUUACGGGUAUGAUGGUGUGUUCCCUUGCCACGGGCAAAUGGUUGCUUCACGUUAGUUUCAUAUACGACAGUUUCCGGUGCAAGAAAUUCUUACGUGAAGAUAUGUAUGAAUGGUUAAAACAUCCUAAAAUAGUUGAGUUGGACGCCACAAACGUGGAAGUUGCGAAGGCGGCGGUUUACUGGCAUCUAGAGUUACAAGCUUUGGGCGCCAAGUAUCCUUUUGAAGGGAAACAAAUUGUUUUAAUAAUGAGAAAAAAAUAUAGACAAUAUUACCAGAUGAUCUUCAAGUCUCUAAAAGCGAAAACCUUGACGUAUGAUCCAAGGACCCCGGGCAGCUGUUGUUCCGCCGAUUUCUGUUUUGUCGAUAUGAAAAUAAUAGAAAGAGUAAAACUUCGCUUUUUCUUCCACCAUAAUGUACCUGUUUUUCCAUAUCAAUUUAUUUUGGUCUAUCUACUGAAGAAAGGUCGUGUUGAGGACCAACAAAAGUACAUGCUUCAGGAUACCGCAAAAUUUUUACCUGAAGAAAAAGUUUGUUUCUUAAAUAAUACAUUUUAAGUUUUGUACUGAUUUUUAAAACUUAUUUUUUAAUGUUAAAUCAAUUACUUGAUUUUAUUAAUCGUUUAUAUUUACUUGAGGGUGCAUGG
Papilio machaon (common yellow swallowtail) is the source of this 2186-nucleotide messenger RNA. RefSeq lists its product as uncharacterized. Bases 100 to 2097 code for a protein of 665 amino acids. Gene Ontology annotation, molecular function: zinc ion binding. The record is from RefSeq and is a predicted model, not a curated record. Gene Ontology annotation, cellular component: nucleus. The transcript has 8 exons. Gene Ontology annotation, biological process: positive regulation of double-strand break repair. NCBI's taxonomy places the organism in Eukaryota, Metazoa, Arthropoda, Insecta, Lepidoptera, Papilionidae.